UAGACCCCAUCGAACACCAUAGUCUGGCAUUGUCUUUGCUGAGCGCUAGUUCAGAGUGUUUUUGAUCCCAAAUUUUUGAGACAGUGUUUGUGCUAAUGCUAGUGCUUCUGUUUGUGUUUGUGUUUGGCAAGGACAACGGCAGCAACAACAACAACAAGAACAGUAAACGGUGGCAGUUACAAUGUUAAUUGCGCCAGCUUAGUUGCAACGAACAACAACAAACAGCAAACAAACAACAACAAACAAGAGAAGAGCAGCAGCGACGCGUUGCAACGGUAGCAACAAGCACCACAACGGGCCACUUAAACCGGAAAUAGACUAUUAAACGUUCACACGCAGCCCCCCUUUUCCAACACACACACACAUACAUAUACACAAAUACAGUUGCAGCAUCAUAUGGUGCGAAAGCCAAGCAGCUGAACAACAAAAACGCAGCUACGUCGCUCUCGCUCUGCUGCUCUCUCUCAAGGUCGUCGAAGUGGGGUCUGCUGUCUCUUCGCAGCACAGAAGACGCCAGCAACGAACUCCACCCGCAACACGUUAGCAACAGCCAACAGCCAACUGCCAACAACCGACAGGCAACAGCCAACGUCGAACCGCAACCGGGUUGAAGCAACGAGGACGCAACCACAACACCAGGCGAUACAGUUCUCGACAAACUUUAGACGCGAAUGCAAGUGAGGUAAUUGCCAGCUCCGAAAAAUAGGCAACAAUCUGCUCUCAGCGGAAACGGAAGUAAACAGUUUGAGCGGAAUUCAAGUGUUUGACGUUUUGCGCGCGUUCCUCAAUAACAUUUCGCCAUUUAUCAAAUAAACUGCUCUCAUCCGAAGAUCAACGCGAUCCCAGGAUAUAUCCAAAGGCCAAAAAAUCUGAUCCUUUUAUUUACGCGCGCGUUGUUAUAGAAAAAGAGUUAAAGUGCAUUUCCUAAAUAUUCCAACCUUUUUAACUCCGUUUGUUGCAUUGGAUCAACGAUCGCCGUUGACGGUGGAUUCCUCCUGCCCCAAACGGAAAAAAUGCGAUAUGGAUCGAGAGCGCGAAAGAGAUGUCAAGGCCCUGGAGCCACGCGAUUUGUCCUCCACGGGCCGCAUUUAUGCCAGAAGCGAUAUUAAAAUCAGCGCUUCGCCCACCGUCUCGCCAACGAUCUCAAACUCCUCUUCACCCACACCGACGCCGCCCGCCAGUUCCUCAGUGACGCCCCUGGGCCUGCCGGGGGCGGCGGCGGCUGCUGCUGCCGUAGCAGCCGCUGCUGCCGCCGGCGGAGCGGCAUCGGCGGGGGCCAGUUCCUAUUUGCAUGGCAACCACAAGCCCAUCACCGGAAUUCCGUGCGUGGCAGCCGCCUCCCGGUACACCGCCCCCGUCCACAUCGAUGUGGGCGGCACCAUCUACACCAGCUCACUGGAGACACUUACCAAGUACCCGGAGUCGAAGCUGGCCAAGCUCUUUAACGGCCAGAUACCGAUUGUGCUCGACUCCCUCAAGCAGCACUACUUCAUCGACCGGGAUGGAGGCAUGUUCCGUCACAUUCUGAACUUUAUGAGAAACUCAAGACUUCUGAUUGCCGAGGAUUUUCCGGAUCUGGAGCUGCUGCUGGAGGAGGCACGCUACUACGAAGUGGAACCGAUGAUUAAGCAGCUGGAGAGCAUGCGCAAGGAUCGCGUACGCAAUGGCAACUAUUUGGUGGCGCCACCCACUCCACCGGCGCGCCACAUCAAGACGAGCCCGCGGACGAGCGCGUCGCCGGAGUGCAAUUACGAGGUGGUGGCGCUGCACAUCUCGCCGGACCUGGGCGAGCGCAUAAUGCUAUCGGCGGAACGGGCGCUCCUCGACGAGCUCUUCCCGGAGGCCAGCCAGGCGACACAGUCGAGUCGAAGUGGCGUAUCCUGGAAUCAGGGCGACUGGGGGCAAAUCAUCCGCUUUCCCCUCAACGGCUACUGCAAGCUGAACUCUGUCCAGGUGCUGACGCGACUCCUCAACGCCGGCUUCACCAUCGAGGCCAGUGUCGGGGGGCAGCAGUUCUCCGAGUAUCUUCUGGCGCGGCGUGUUCCAAUGUGAUAGGCUCAGGCUCUAGCUCCAGCUCCAUCUGCAUCUUUGGACCGCCUGGAAGCAUCAUCUCCAUCACCAUCAACAGCUUCUGCUCCAGAAACAGCAACUUCGCGUUCCAUAUCCUAUUCUGGUGCUGGCCCGGGCCCUGGCCCUCUUCGUCGUGGGCGUCUCAUCCAAGUGCGAUCCAAGCGCUAACUGGCCUAAUUUAAUUGCCAAAAAAACCAAUACAAAUAAGGGGAAUUUAUCAAUAUUUAGGACUUCAAUCAGUUAUCUGAUAUUUCAAUUUUUAGUCUAGACUUAUGUUACACUCACAUGGUUUUAUUUAAAAUAAUUUAAGACUUUAUAGGAAUGAGUCUUAUAAUGAAAUUAUUUAUGAAUUACAAAAGUUGUAAAAACUAUAAGCUUACAGAGUGUAUGAUAUUAAAUUUGAUUAAAAUCUUUUAACCUAAAUUGAAAUGUAUCUUUCGUUGCCAAAUUUCAAACCUAUUUUUGAUAUUUUGAUGGUUAAAAUUGUUCUGAAUAUCUGUAUAGUUUAAAAAUAAGAAAAAAUAAAAAUGAUGUAUGAUUAUGCGGAAACCGCAGUCUUUAAUAAUUUAUAUAAAAAGCUAUAGCAUUCUCAACAUUUUAAACUGAAAGAUUAAUAGAUACUUUCCCCCAUUAUGAUGUAUCGCCGUGGAAAAAUAAUGAGCCCACUUAAAAUUGUAGAGAUCUUGACACUUUGCUGCUCUGAGUAGAUUGUCUACUUGAGCGGAUGCAAGUUCUGAAUCUGAAUCCAAAUGUUAUUUAAUGUUUAUCAAUUAAGUUUGCUGGCACAGACACACAUGAAGUACACUCGAAUUGUGCGUAUUCUCUUUAGAAUUUAGUGAGCCAAGAGCCCAGCACUGAUUUUGUUUAUUAGCCUUGCGUUUAAGUCGUAUAUUGUUUUCUCUAAGUAUACCACCUACUGCUAAUUACCUUGAGGUGUUACAUUAAAUCAAAUUGGCCACGAAUUGUCGCUGGCAUAAAUUACCCAACCAACACAACCAACACACCAAACACACAAUCACAAAACACUGAAAACCUAUGCUAAAGUAAUAUAAACUCUAUGAAAAAAAAAAACGAUGAAACUCACAGCAAAAAUAGUUUUGUAGUACAUAAUUGAUGUAAUUGAACUUUUAUGAAUGUAAACUAUGGGAUAACUUUUUCAAUAUAUACGAACCGACAUCUAAAUAGUCUACACCAAUUCAAAUACGAAUCCAAUUACAUGCAAAUAUAGAUAUAUUCAACAAAAUACAGUUUGCGACCACG
Messenger RNA from Drosophila ananassae, 3330 nucleotides. It is a transcript of the gene twz, whose product is annotated as BTB/POZ domain-containing protein kctd15-like. Gene Ontology annotation, biological process: protein homooligomerization. The record is from RefSeq and is a predicted model, not a curated record. Gene Ontology annotation, molecular function: protein binding. The transcript has 6 exons. The coding region runs from base 1021 to 2052 and encodes 343 amino acids. Lineage: Eukaryota; Metazoa; Arthropoda; Insecta; Diptera; Drosophilidae.